AAAGAAACAGUAGGUUAUUAACUAACUAUUACAUGCCUUCUUUGCAUUUUUUCCGCUCAUUGUGUAAUAAACGACACAAUAAUCAGCUUUUUUCUUUUGGCAGGUUUACAAAACACUCCGUGAGUUCCCGCAAAGAGUUGACAAACCAGUUUUACUUUAAACCAGGAGACUUCUUACUCUGAAAAGACUGACUUACCUUUGCUCUAGAGUAUUGUAAGGAUAGAAGCAGCGACUGUAAACAAGAACCAGGCAUGGCUGGGAACCCGUUCCGGGCCACCCAAAUCUGGAGCAGCAUCAUCUCCUAUCUCCACACUCACGUGAAGGUCAAGAGGCGGCGCCACAACCUCAAGUCCUAUCACGACUGCUUCCUGGGCUCGGAGGCCGUGGACGCCGUGUUGGCUCACAUCACCUUCAACCGCUUCUUCGGCGACGAGGCGGUCCCUCGCCACAAGGCCGUCCGUCUGUGUCAGGCCCUGAUGGAGUCGAGGGUCUUUGAGCCGGUGGGCGUCAAAGUGUUCGGCAAGGAAAAGAAGCGGGCCACGUUCGAGGACAGCAGCUGUAGUUUGUACAGGUUCCUGAACCACACCGGCGCCUCGUCGCCGCUGGGCAACAUCAAGUCCACCUCCACUGGGACCAUAGAGAGCGGAUACGACUCUCCAGGCCUCUACAGGAACGAGAACAACUACAGUCCUUUAUGUGAAAGACAAGAGGUGCCCAGCUACUCCACUCACUCACCAGUCAGAAGAAGCAAAAUGGUGGAGGACAUGCUGAGAAAUCUCAACCUGGACACGACCAUCACCCCUCAGUUGAUCAACCAGGGCCUCUCCCAGAAGCUUGUCCAUGAGGUGUGGCGCCAGCAGGCCGUGUGCAGGCUCCUGCAGCUCAUCGAGCUCCCGCUGCUGGAGGACUUGCUGCAGGGAAAGGACGCAUCACGCUCUUCCUUGUACGCCUUGGACGGCAACUCGGACCUGAUGUUGACGUCCAGCUACUUGGACAGAGAAGUGCUUAAGGCCUUCAGCGAGGCGCAUGAAGAUGAGUGGAUGUCUGGGGCGGUGGACUGUCUGGAGUUUCUCCCUGAUGAACAAGUGGUCCAGGUCAGUCGAGGUUUGGCCGGCCGUGCCGGCGACCUAAUGCGGUGUAAGAGGCUGCUCUACGACGUGCUGGCUCAGCAUUACGCUCGAGCCGACCAGCCGCCUCUGCUUAGCAACCACGUGUUGGACAUCCAUUCGGGCAUCUCGGAGCUUCUAGUGAACGGUAAGUUGGAGCAAGCUUUGGAGGCCUUGCAGCUCAGCCUGAAGCUGCAGGACUCUCGCAGCAUGGAGGAGCUCCGACGGCUGCUGAGGUUCAUGGCUGUCGCCGCCAGAACGCAGGACAUCAAACUGCACAAAGAGAUCGAGAACCGCAUGGCAGUGAAGAGGUCGUUCUCCAGCGCCAUCGUCUACAGCAGGAGACUCUCCAAGGGCAAAGUGGACCUGAUGGUUCUGUUCAUGAUGGACAACCACUGCGACCUGUUCAAAGUUCCUGUUUCGUUACACAAGAUGGUGAGCGACAGAUUAAAGAACAUUGCCAAUGGCAAGGAAACCGAUGUCCUAACAGGACCCACAUAUUGCAGCAGGGAAGCUUACACUAAUGUAGAAAAAGACACCAACGAGGAACUACGCUCAUUACUGCAGACGAUCCACGAGAAUCCCAUCCUACCUCCCAAAGAAAAGCAACGCCUCCUUGGACAAUUUUACAAAGGCCACCCGGACAUUGUUGUGCAGUAUUUUGGCAAUAAGUUCUCCAGCAUGAACGUGGUGCUUCAUGACAAUCUGAUAUAAUGAUGUACAUUUUGAAGGUAUGGAUUGCCUUUCUGUAAAUAGUCUGAAGAAAUCCGGAUUAAACUGUGAUAUUUUAGGGCAUUUAAAAAAAAAAGUGAAAUAUUUAUGCAGGACACGGACAUAUGUUGUUCCUCCACAGGUGAUAUCAGUGCCUUUGCAAUGGUUAUGUUAUGUUAACAAUAAACAAUGUGAUGCAGACCAGCUGCGUCUGAGAAAACCUUCGGACGCCAAUUUGAAAGUCUGAUGUUGUGGUUUUGUAAACAGUCGGAGGGAGUCAUAAGAAUGUCCUCCCUGUGGGCAUCGGAACCCCAAUAGCUUAGUUUCAGCUCAGUCAUGUGGUCAGGGAUGUUGUUUAAGGCUCCAAGCAGGCAGGGGAUGGCUGCCUUGUUAGUAGGAGGCCACUAAAGUCUUCCCACGCUUGUUUGCAGGUUAAAAACAAAUAUAACUUGUAUUUAGUCCACCAGUCAGGACACAUACAAAUGGUUUCUGUACACAUUUUAUCACAUGCACAUUAGAUUUUAUGGCAAUACUGAGUUGUGGUGCAAAAACACAGGGGAAUCCUUUGCAAAUAUUGUCAAUGAGACUUAAUGACGUCAUUAUAGUUUGUAUGCAUUUAGUAAUACAACUGUUCCGAUACAACACCGAUAUUGGAGCCUUGAGUGUUGAUCCGAUACGAUACCAGCACAAAUCAAACAUGCUUUCAUCAUUUUGUAGUGUGGGAUGUGACAAAAGGUUUCAUCCAGUGGAAUUAGUCAAACAGAGAACAAUGGUAGAUGUAAAAACUCCCAAAUCUAUUUAUUAUUAACUGUCUGGGAUGGAUUGAUGUUCUCUUUAACGUGGAGUGGUAAUUGUUUCUUGGUGACACCUACUGGCCACAAUAAUCCAUUGAGAUAAGCGCAUGACGCGGUAAGUUGAAUGAUGCGGACACGUUUGUUACUGGAUACUUUCUUUUCUGCCUUGGAGACUGUACAGUGCAGGCCAAAAGUUUGGACACACCUUCUCAUUCACAACACAACUGAUGGUCCCAACCCCAUUGAUAAAACAAGACACACACUAAUCAACCCUGAUAAGGUGCACCUGUGACGUGAAAACCAUGUUAGUUGACUGCCUCUUGAAGCUCAUCGAGAGAAUGCCAAGAGUGUGCGAAAAAGUAAUCAGAGCAAAGGGUGGCUAUUUUGAAGAAACUAUAAAACAUGUUUUUAGUUAUUUCACCUAUUUUUUUGUCAAUACAUAACUCCAAAUGUGUUCAUUCAUAGUUUUGAUGCAUUCAGUGACAAUCUACAAUGUAAAUAGUCAUGAAAAUAAAGAUUGAAUGAGAAGAUUUGUCCAAACUUUUGGCCUGUACUGUAUAUGUA
Nerophis lumbriciformis (worm pipefish) is the source of this 3175-nucleotide messenger RNA. RefSeq names its product DEP domain containing 7, paralog a (gene depdc7a). Gene Ontology annotation, biological process: intracellular signal transduction. The record is from RefSeq and is a predicted model, not a curated record. Lineage: Eukaryota; Metazoa; Chordata; Actinopteri; Syngnathiformes; Syngnathidae.